AUGGGAAAAGGGAAUGGAAAUUCGAAUUAUACAGUGAACCCACCUCAAGAACAGGACCUUACACCCUCCAACUCCUCCAAUGUCCCAGUACUAGAAGAAAAAGAACCGGAACAAGUAGAUGAAUCUCACAGUCUAUUACCCUCACAACUCCGGUCAACUGACAAUAAUGAAAAAAUCGAACAAGAAGAUGUAGAAGAAGCUGCGUAUGAAUCCCGGGAAAAGAUUUUAAUUCUUGAUUUUGAAUUGGAUUCCACUAGCUCCACAGAUUUUAGCAGUGUGCCACCGUUUUCGUUUAAGAAAUUGUGGUUAUUUACGGGUCCUGGGUUUUUGAUGAGUAUUGCGUUCUUGGAUCCUGGUAAUUUGGAGGGGGAUCUGCAGGCCGGAGCAAUUGCCGGCUAUUCGUUACUCUGGUUAUUGAUGUGGGCAACGGUUAUGGGUCUGUUGAUCCAGCUUCUAUCUGUGAGGGUGGGUGUGGCAACCGGCCGGCACUUGUCGGAGCUGUGCCGGGAGGAGUACCCUGAUUGGGCCCGGCUUUUGCUUUGGUUCAUGGCGGAGCUGGCUUUGAUUGGGGCGGAUAUUCAGGAGGUGAUUGGCAGUGCCAUUGCUAUUAAGAUUUUGAGCCGUGGGGUGAUCCCCCUUUGGGCUGGUGUCUUGAUUACGGCUUCUGAUUGUUUUAUGUUUUUACUUCUUGAAAACUAUGGAGUGAGGAAAUUGGAAGCUGUUUUCGCAGUUCUUAUUGCAACAAUGGCACUUUCAUUUGCUUGGAUGUUUGCUGACACUAAACCCAGUGGAAAGGAGCUUCUGAUAGGUCUCUUGGUUCCAAAGCUCAGCUCAAGAACAAUUCGACAAGCUGUGGGAGUUGUGGGUUGUGUAAUAAUGCCUCAUAAUGUUUUUCUACAUUCUGCUUUGGUGCAGUCAAGAAAGAUUGACCCUGACAAGAAAGGCCAGGUCCAGGAGGCCAUUAAUUAUUACGCAAUCGAGUCCUCAGUUGCUCUUCUUGUCUCCUUCAUGAUCAAUCUAUUUGUCACAACUGUCUUUGCUAAAGGGUUCUAUGGCACUGGGCAGAGUAGUACAAUUACUGGCACAUAUGCUGGGCAGUUUAUAAUGGGAGGAUUUCUUAACCUUCGUUUAAAGAAAUCUUUGAGGGCACUAAUAACUCGAAGUUGUGCAAUAGUACCAACUAUAAUUGUGGCACUCGUUUUCAACAAAUCAGAAGCAUCCUUAGAUAUAUUGAAUGAAUGGCUCAAUGUCCUACAGUCUAUGCAGAUACCUUUUGCACUGAUCCCACUUCUCACCUUGGUGUCGAAGGAGCAGGUCAUGGGAGUCUUCAAAAUUGGACCUGCACUUGAGAGAACUGCUUGGACAGUAGCUGGCCUCGUGAUAGUGAUUAAUGGAUAUCUUUUGCUCGACUUUUUUCUGUCUGAAGUUAAUGGACUGCUUUUUGGUUUUCUCAUUUGUGCUGGAACAGCAGUUUAUGUAGCAUUUAUUGCAUAUCUUAUUUCACAUAGCGGUAGCGAACUGUCAAAUUGGUUAAACCGAUUAAUCUCGAAGGGGAAUUCUUAUGCUGGACAUUGA
Molecule: messenger RNA, 1575 nt
Organism: Fraxinus pennsylvanica
Lineage: Eukaryota; Viridiplantae; Streptophyta; Magnoliopsida; Lamiales; Oleaceae
Source: the annotation of a GenBank genome assembly